CUCCUAACUAAUGAUUAUUUUACAUAUCAUUGAUAAACAUCAUUCAAUGCCCUCAGACGCGCUGGAUAAGCCGAUAGACGAUGUCGUCGCCGUCGAUUACGCCAGUCUCAUCGAUGCCGUCCUGGCCAGAGACGUCGACACAAUACGGUCAAUGCUUUCUUCGGGUGCCGAUCCAAACGCUCGCAAAGUCGGGAAGGAAAUGCCUGCCUGGCGCUCAGUAGAUGGACGACAUAUGAAGCCGGAGAGACAAGAUCCCAACUCGCGCCAUGAGCUGUAUCCUCUCGAUCUUGCGAUAACAAGCCGACCAGCUUGCAGUCGUAUAGUCAAUCUGUUACUCGAACAUGGCGCCGAUCCAAACUCUCGCUACCCUCAAACGACCAUAGCUCAUCGAAUAUUGGAAAGAAAAGGAUCUAGCCCUUAUAUGACGCACGGCAAGCGGAAUGUGUACCUCGACUUAAUUCUUCGGCACCCACUACUCGAUAUCAAUCUUCAAGAUGAGGUCGGCGUUCCAUUGAUCCAAACUGCUUUGGAAGUUGGAGACGCAAAGGCGGCACGAAUACUAAUCGAAAGAGGUGCCGACCUUUGUUACAGCGACGGGACCGGCAGAAAUGUCCUGCAUCUUGUAUCUGCCGACCUUUGCGCAAACGAUCUUGUUCAAAAUAUCAUCGCUUUAGCGCCAGACCUUCAGUACCAGUUCGACGAAGAUGGCAGAACCCCACUUCAAUAUGCGAUAGAUUGCCAAAAGCCAGGCAACCCGAGAGACGGGGUCAACCUUUUAAUCUCCGCGGGAGUCGACGUUAUGGUCAGAGAUGCCAAUGGCGAUACACCGCUUCACAUCCUCUUCAGAAGACCAUUCCUUCUCGUCGUGGACUACUACGGUGAUGCAGUUUGGCAGGGCUUUGUCAAGAAAACAAUUGAGUUACUGCUCUCUAAGGGAGCAGACAUCAACGCACAGAAUAAAGCGGGAGAAACACCUGUGUUCGGCUACUUCCGUGCGAGCAGCUUUAAGGUUGAUCUUACCUGGGCGAAGAUGGAUGAAGAGAAACAUGCUCUGUCUAAGAAAUGGGGCGGUGAUAGAUGGAAGGUCACAAAGGAACUUAAAAAUCAGAUUGCGGAGGAAAUGGAGCCGAAGAUUUGGGCGAUCUUUGACGAGAUGGGAGUGGACUGGUCGGUUGUUAAUGCAAGGGGAGAGGCUUUGCUUCAUGUUGUGGCGGGCCAGGAAUGUUCGACUGGACGGAUAGCCAGGUUCCAGUUCUUGGUGGGUAAAGGAUUAGAUCCUAUGGCAGAGGACAUGGAAGGUCAGACAGCGCUAGAUGUCGCGGCGAACAGAAAGGCGGACGACAUCUUGGCGUUGUAUAAAACAGAGUAAAAGAUCACCUUUUAGAAAGCCGGGUGACCGUGUUCCAAGUUGGA
Messenger RNA from Fusarium redolens, 1413 nucleotides. Its product is annotated as ankyrin repeat-containing domain protein. Lineage: Eukaryota; Fungi; Ascomycota; Sordariomycetes; Hypocreales; Nectriaceae. Gene Ontology annotation, molecular function: protein binding. The transcript has a single exon. Gene Ontology annotation, cellular component: nucleus; cytoplasm. The record is from RefSeq and is a predicted model, not a curated record. Bases 11 to 1369 code for a protein of 452 amino acids.